Agrilus planipennis (emerald ash borer) is the source of this 1358-nucleotide messenger RNA. RefSeq names its product carbonyl reductase [NADPH] 1-like. Gene Ontology annotation, molecular function: carbonyl reductase (NADPH) activity. Bases 403 to 1239 code for a protein of 278 amino acids. The record is from RefSeq and is a predicted model, not a curated record. The transcript is spliced from 4 exons. NCBI's taxonomy places the organism in Eukaryota, Metazoa, Arthropoda, Insecta, Coleoptera, Buprestidae.
AACUUAAGCGCACACAAUGAGAAACUUGUUUCCAUUAAUUUUAAACAAGGUAGAUAUUAAUAAAUAGUAACUGAAAUAUAUACUGCUCAGACGAAAAAAUUAAACAGACACUAGUAGAUAAAAAACACAUAUAAAUUAUAUGAAGAAGUUACUGCGUAUUUUUAUAAAAGAAAACUGAACCAAUGUACACAAUCUUUAUUUGGUAAAGAUAACAACUUGUUGGAUUUACCGAAAGUUGUUAGAAGCGUUGUUUGUGCGGUUUUUGUUAAUUGCUUAUCAGUUUCAAUUACCUUGCUGAUAGAACACUAUAAAAACAAUGUACAACAAUAAUUACCAUUAAUCCAUUAAAUAUUCAAAGUGGACUACAAUUAUAUUAUUUCGUUUUAAAGAUUGUCUAGUAAAAUGUCAACACCGUUAAAAAAUAUUGCAGUGGUAACAGGUAGUAAUAAAGGUAUAGGUUACGCCAUUGUAAAAGGUUUAUGUGAGAAAUAUGAUGGUUUGGUGUAUUUAACAGCUAGAAAUGUUGGUAGAGGCGAGGCUGCAGUUAAAAAAUUGAAUGAACUCGGUUUUAAACCGUUGUUUCACCAGUUGGAUAUUACAAGUAAAGAAAGCAUAAAUAAAUUAAGGGAUGACAUUGUUCGAGAACAUGGUGGUAUUGACUUAUUGAUCAAUAAUGCUGCAAUUUCUUAUAGUAAAAAUGGUACAGAAUCAUUUGGAGAAAAAGCCGAAAAUACUGUUAAAGUAAAUUACUUUGCUACAUUAGAGGUAUGCAAUGUUUUAUUCCCUAUCUUACGACAAAAUGCCAGAUUUAUUAACUUAUCAAGCUCUACUGCACGACUUUCACGACUACCAUCUCCUAUCCUUCGAGACAAAUUCAAAGAUCCGAAAUUAACAGUACCUAAACUUAAUGAGUUAAUACAGGAAUUUGUUAGAGUGGCUAAGGAAGGGGUCGAUACUUCUAACACAUGGGGCAGUUCUACUUAUGCAGUCUCUAAAGUGGGUGUUUCUGCUUUGACAUUUAUACAACAGCGAGAGUUUGAUGCAGAAACACCUUCAAGAAAUAUUUUUGUUAAUUGCUGCCACCCUGGGCGUGUUAAUACAGACCUGACGAGACAUGAUGGUCCUCUGACUAUUGAGGAAGGGGCCCGGUCAUCAUUAUACCUCGCUCUUGAAAAUCACGGCCUCAAGGGAAAAUUUGUUUGGGAAGAUUGUAGCGUCAUUGAAUGGACAACAGCCUAAAUUACUAAACUAUUAAACUACACAUUAAAUUGUAUUUUGCAUUUCUGUAAUGUUAAAUAAAUGAAUAUAUGAAAAAAGUCGAAUUGCUUAAUUCAAUUUUCAAAAAGUUGUUGAAAUUU